AUGAAUGUCAUCAAGCUUCAAAGGAAAUACCCACAGUUUGAACAAAGCGAGAUCUUCUCACUUCAAGAUGCUUUCAGAAAACUAGACGUGGACGAUAAGGGAUACUUGGAUGAGACCACGGCGAUCAAAGCCACCCAACAGUCUGAGCGUCAGCCAUACGAUGUGGUACGACAGGCCCUGAAGGAAGUCGAACUCGAUAGUUCCCGAAGAGUGGAGCUCGAAGAUUAUGUUGAUCUUAUUUCCAGACUUCGCUCCGCUCCACCACAGCAGAUGGCUGCUGCUGGCGCAAGUACUGCUACAGGAAUACCUGGAAGUGGUACAGGCGCGGCCCGACAUGUCUCCAAAGGCAGUGUCGGAGGUCGCAUUCACGUGCAAGGAUCAUCCGCGAAUGUAACUCAUACCAUCAACGAGGAUGAGAGGACCGAGUUCACCAGGCACAUCAAUGCUGUUCUUGCGGGUGAUCCUGAUAUUGGUCACCUGCUGCCCUUUCCCACCGAUACCUUUGAGAUGUUUGACAAAUCCAAAGACGGACUGGUUCUGGCAAAAUUGAUCAAUGACAGCGUACCGGAUACAAUUGAUGAGCGUGUCUUGAAUAAGCCAGGGAAGAAAAUCAAGCAACUCAACGCUUUCCACAUGACAGAAAAUAACAACAUUGUCAUCAAUUCGGCUAAGGGCAUCGGCUGUUCUGUUGUCAACAUUGGAAGUGGCGACAUCAUAGAGGUUCGCGAGCAUUUGAUCCUUGGCUUGAUCUGGCAAAUCAUUCGUAGAGGUCUUUUGGGCAAGAUUGACAUCAAGCUCCAUCCGGAACUCUACAGGCUCCUUGAGGAGGAUGAGACGCUAGAUCAGUUCUUGCGCCUUCCACCAGAACAGAUACUUCUCCGCUGGUUUAAUUAUCACUUGAAGAACGCGAAGUGGGAUAGAAGGGUCACGAACUUCUCUACGGAUGUGAAGGAUGGCGAAAAUUAUACUAUUCUCCUGAAUCAGUUGGCCCCCAAUCUGUGCUCCAAAGCACCCCUUCAGACUCAGGAUUUGCUUCAACGCGCAGAGCAAGUUUUGGCGAACGCAGAAAUUUUAAAUUGUCGUAAAUUUUUAACGCCAUCCUCACUUGUUGCCGGAAAUCCCAAGCUCAACCUUGCAUUUGUUGCCAAUCUGUUCAAUACAAUCCCAGGUCUUGACCCGAUAACCGAGGAGGAGAAAUUGGAAGUCGAGGAUUUCGAUGCCGAAGGAGAACGCGAAGCCCGAGUCUUUACCUUGUGGCUGAAUUCACUAGAUGUGCAACCCUCAGUGAAUUCAUUGUUUGACGAUCUUCGAGAUGGCACUAUAUUACUGCAAGCAUACGACAAGGUGAUUCCCGGCAGUGUCAAUUGGAGGCAUGUCAACAAGCAGCCUAGCUCUGGCAGCGAAAUGUUGCGAUUCAAAGCUGUGGAGAACACAAACUAUGCGAUUGAGCUUGGGAAACAUAUCGGAUUCUCGCUUGUUGGAGUCCAGGGUGCCGAUAUCACCGACGGACAACGUACACUUACCUUGGGACUUGUUUGGCAGUUGAUGCGGAGAGACAUCACCAACACCCUAUCUAGUCUCGCACAGCGGAUGGGCAAGCGAGAAAUCACUGAUUACGAGAUGAUCCAAUGGGCAAAUGAUAUGUCUCAGAGAGGUGGCCGGACUUCAUCGAUUCGCAGCUUCAAGGAUCAAGCCAUUGGAACCGGAAUCUUCCUACUUGACGUGCUGAACGGAAUGAAGAGCAGCUAUGUUGAUUACGACCUUGUUACUCCAGGUCGAUCGGACGAGGAAGCAUAUGCCAAUGCCAAAUUGAGUAUCAGCAUAGCAAGGAAGUUAGGUGCGACUAUCUGGUUGGUCCCUGAAGAUAUCUGCCAGGUGCGAUCUCGCUUGGUCACUACAUUCAUCGGAUCUCUGAUGGCCACUUAUGAGAAGAUGCAGUGA
Molecule: messenger RNA, 1941 nt
Organism: Aspergillus clavatus NRRL 1
Lineage: Eukaryota; Fungi; Ascomycota; Eurotiomycetes; Eurotiales; Aspergillaceae
Gene: sac6
Product: fimbrin
Exons: 5
Coding region: 1-1941 (646 amino acids)
Biological process (GO): actin filament bundle assembly; actin filament network formation
Cellular component (GO): actin filament; actin filament bundle; cytoplasm
Molecular function (GO): actin filament binding
Source: RefSeq, a predicted model, not a curated record